UACAGGCAUUACAAUGGACACCAAAUACACGCGAGGAUUGCUGUGACGAAGUAAACUCGCGCUCCCUACCCAGAAAACGGCGAGUGAGUUUGGAGUCAUUAAAGCGACUAGGCAGCGGAAGGACCCCACCUGCUUGUGACGCCAGAGGGGAGCGACGGAUUUGAAAAGGCGGAAGCUGUAACUAGCGAUCGUCGCUUUUCAUCCCCGGCUUGGCAGGCUUUUUUUGAGAAGAUGCCCAAAGUAAAGAGAAGCAGGAAAGCUCCUCCGGAUGGCUGGGAACUGAUCGAACCAACAUUGGAUGAGCUGGAUCAGAAAAUGAGAGAAGCGGAGACUGAGCCUCAUGAAGGGAAGAGGAAGGUGGAAUCCCUCUGGCCUAUCUUCAGAAUUCAUCACCAGAAAACGCGCUACAUCUUUGAUCUCUUCUAUAAGAGAAAAGCUAUUAGCAGAGAACUGUAUGAGUAUUGUAUCAGAGAAGGAUACGCUGACAAAAACCUGAUUGCAAAGUGGAAGAAACAGGGUUAUGAGAACCUCUGCUGCCUGCGCUGUAUCCAGACUCGGGAUACCAACUUCGGAACUAACUGCAUUUGCAGGGUCCCAAAAAGCAAGUUGGAAGUGGGGAGAAUCAUUGAGUGCACUCACUGUGGAUGCAGAGGCUGCUCUGGGUGAAAUCUUUAAAAACUGGACACUUUUGGGGUUCUGAAAAGUGCUGAUUCCACAUCAUGGACUAUUCCUGCUAUAAUUGUCUUGUAUAAACCCUGCAGUGAGUGAAGCUUCCUUUAACAGUUUGAACAGCAAUAUGCCCACCUGGAUCAUAAAAUGCAGUAGUGAAUGAUUUUGACUAGUCUUGUAUAAACAUUUUAUUUUAAAAUAAAAUCUUACCUCCCCCCACAGUGGAGUGGCAGAAUCUUGUGACAAGGCAGUUCAAAGAUUGA
Messenger RNA from Mauremys reevesii (Reeves's turtle), 932 nucleotides. RefSeq names its product BUD31 homolog (gene BUD31). Gene Ontology annotation, biological process: mRNA splicing, via spliceosome. Bases 232 to 666 code for a protein of 144 amino acids. Lineage: Eukaryota; Metazoa; Chordata; Testudines; Geoemydidae. Gene Ontology annotation, cellular component: spliceosomal complex; nucleus. The record is from RefSeq and is a predicted model, not a curated record. The transcript has 5 exons.